Etheostoma cragini (Arkansas darter) is the source of this 3852-nucleotide messenger RNA. It is a transcript of the gene raver2, whose product is annotated as ribonucleoprotein, PTB-binding 2. The record is from RefSeq and is a predicted model, not a curated record. Gene Ontology annotation, cellular component: cytosol. The coding region runs from base 41 to 2674 and encodes 877 amino acids. Lineage: Eukaryota; Metazoa; Chordata; Actinopteri; Perciformes; Percidae. The transcript has 17 exons. Gene Ontology annotation, molecular function: mRNA binding.
UCCCCUCACUUCCCUCACACUUUUCAUUCAGCAACCCAAGAUGGCGGCAGCCCCAUCCAUCCAGCCGCCGAUCGUUCACUCUCCUAUAGCCGGGGAGAGCGCACUUUCCCCGGAGAUGGACAGCCCCGAGAGCAGGCAGCCGGAGGAUGAGGAGGCGGCGGCGGCAACAACACAGCCCUCCGACUCGGAGAUUAGCCUCCGCGACCUGCCCGACCUGGAGCCGGAGGAGAUCGAGAGGAGGCUGGCCAAAACUCGUAAAGAGCUGAGCAACAGGAGGAAAAUCCUCAUUAAGAACCUGCCGCCUGACACCACUAACCAGGAAGUCCACGAGAUUCUGAAAGAAUAUGAACUGAAGUACUGCUUUGUGGACCGUAACAAAGGCACAGCCUUUGUGACUUUGCUGAACGGGGACCAGGCUCAGGAUGCCAUCCGCUCCCUCCACCACAGCACUGUCCGGGGACGCUUGAUCAACGUCACGCUGCAGCCCACCGACUCCCUUCUCUGCCUCACCAACCUGCCCCACACUUUCACCGCCCAGCAGUUAGAGGAGCUGGUACGUGCCUAUGGGAACAUCGAGCGCUCCUUCCUGGUGUACAGCGAGCUGACGGGCCACUCCAAAGGAUAUGGGUUUGUUGAAUACAUGAAGAAGGAUUCUGCUUCACGGGCCCGUUCUGAGCUGCUGGGCCGACCACUGGAUGAUCGCUCAUUGAUGGUGCAGUGGAUGGACGUCAACCAGUUGAGCCAAGAGGAGAACCUGCACUCCAAGUGUCUGUGUAUAAACCGGCUGCCGCUGGACCUCUGUGAUUCUGAAGAACUUACCCAGCUCUUCUCGGAAACCUACAAACCUGUCUUCUGCCAGCUUGCUCAGGAUGAGGGCAGCCCAGUGCGAGGCUUUGGUGUGGUGGAGUAUGAGAACUCGGAGCAAGCGGAGGCUGUGCUGAUAGAGAUGGACCGAACACUGGUGGGAGGACAAGAGGUCCGUCUGUCGCUCUGUACACCCGGCACCUCAGGACGAAGCACCCUGGCUGCACUUAUCGCUGCCCAGGGUAUGAUUCUGAGUAAUAGGAAAGGUCUGCUACCAGAACCCAACCUUGCCCAGUUGUUAACCAGUAUGACCAACCCUGCUGCCCUGCAGAUCCUCAUGAGGCCAUACCACACUGGGAAAAGAGGAGGGAAGUAUGGACGUCACGCCAGCCUGCCAUUUCUCAGACCUCCUCUCACCACAGCUCUGCUCACACUGGGAAAAGCACACCAGAAUGCUAUGCUGGGGAAUGGACUAGUCCUCCAGAACCUCUUGCAUAUGCAGCUCGCACAGCAACAGCUUCUUCACAUCAAAGAGAAACGCCUCAACAAUGUCUCCAGUCUGCUCGGGGACCCGUCCAGGCUGCUGAUGCAGAAAGCUUUGUCUCUGCGGCCUCCAGGCCUUGUGUCCCUGGGGAAAGGCCUCCUGGGAGACUCCCCUACAGAGCUGGGCCAGGAGUCAAUGUCAUCCCACAAUGCCACAGUAGUGGUAUCAGCAGCAGGUGUGAUGCCAUACCUCCAGGGUCGAGCUGGAGGGGGAGAACUAAACAGCACCCAUUCUAUCUCCACAAACCCUUCUGCUUCCUCUUCUUCCUCCUCCAUCUCCUGUGACAGGCAGUCAGCUCCUCCUGGGACCAUGGUGAACUCUCAUCUGCAGGAACAGUGCUAUUCCUUGGGUUUUAGUCACUCAGGCCUUGGGCCGCCUCCACCUAAACCCCCUGGAGGAGUUUAUACGUCAACAGGCCAGCGCCACAGCUCGGAUGGCUGCCCCUUGGCUAGCAUGGUAAGCAGUGGUCAAGGCUCUCUAUUGGGCGAUCCUCCAAAAGAAGUGAGACUGCCCUCUAAUCCUUAUCUGAACCUGGCCAGUGUCAUGCCAGGGAUGGUUAUGCAAGGGUCAGUGGGGAGUAAAGCACAGGGAGGACAGCCUGGCUCUGGGGUUUACGGCAACUCGGUUGCUCCUGUCGUCUCCCAGGGUCCCGGCUCCUUCUCCCACAACGCAACAGCUACAACCACAGCCCAAUACAGCACUGAUACCUCCACUGACUACAGCCAAUACAACCAGGCCUACACACAGGAGGCCAUGCAGCAGUGGUACCAGCACUACCAAGCUCAAGCUCAAGCUCACACCUAUAGCAACGCUGCUCAGCAGGACAACACUGCCACAGACUACAGCAAAGAGCACACACAGGCUCCUCCGGUGACGACCUAUGGGGAUUACAGUUCCUACAUGCAGGCAGUCACUCAGUACUACUCCCAGCCUGCAACAGCCAACCAGGCCUAUGCCACCAAGGAGGUAGAUGUGUGUAAGCCUCUAGGAGUCUCUCUGCACACAGUCAGUAACGGUGCAGCCCCUCCACCAGCCGUCCUACCAGCUGCUGCCGUGCUCCCAGCCUACAGCACCCUGCCUUUAAUGCCCGGCUUCCUGGGUGCACCACACCCAGCGGCAGCCACACCAAGCCCCGUCACACACACACACACUGCCGCCACCACCGACUGGAACACCUACUACUACAACCAGACGAGGGGCCAUAAAAGGGAGUACCCUCAGCUAGCAGUGCAGGAAGUGACAUCAUCAGAUGGCACCUACAUCGGGCAGCAUUCCCAAGGCCUGGGAGGGCAGUACGCUGACUACUUUAAGAGGAAGAGGCUCUAGUAUGAACCAAACCAACGUAAAGCCAAUGGAAGGAAGCGCACACACACACACUGCGUCUUCUGGAUGUCACAGCUCCCUCUAGUGGCCUUUCUGUGGCUGCCAUUUUGCCUCCCUACAGUACGUAUUGAUUUAAUAGAAUUUGGGGUUGCAAAUGGCUCAAGUGAAAGCAAGCCAUAGUGCUCUUUGAUCCUGGCACUAAUGUUCUCACACACGCACACACAAUCACACACACACACACACACACACACACAGACACAUACACAGUGUUGCUUUUGUCCUGUUCAAGCCUUAAACUCUUUAACUUAAACUGUUGUUUCUUAGUUAGUGUGUCACCUGUAAUAGAAUAAUAUUAUCUUGUACAUUUUUCUAAUAUAAUGUAAAGUAAAGUAUACUGUAUCUAUACGUAUAAGCUGCUUUUGUAUCUGCAGCCAGGCAACCUGUCUGCCUGCCUGCUGAAACGGUCUUACAGCCAGGUGUCUCCCUCUCUGUCUCCUUUCAAACUCACGCUUUGAUUUAUGGAUCGGAUUGACGUCCGUUGGUUCCCACUUCAGUGUCUUUUCUCUUUUGCUUGUAUUGCCCAGAUCUCCUCUUUUAUAUCUCCACGCUGUGGGGAAUUAGAGUGUGUGUUUGAGUGUGUGUGUGUUUACGCGUGUUGAUGCUGUUUCUGUAGGAAGUGUCAGCCAUUUCAAUCCCAACGUAUGGGAGCACAUCAGGAAAAACAAGGGCCUGAACCUUAAUUGUGGUGACUUUUACAAUGGCUUCCCUCAAUGAAUGGACGUUUCUUUAUAAAGACUGGGUAGAAAAGAAAAAAGCUGGUGUAAAUACAGUGUGUAAAACAGAGUUUAUAAAGCCAUGCGUACCAGACAAUAUCACAUUUAAUGGAUGUUUCUCAGCUCUCUUGUGAGCGUACUACAUGAAUGACAGGAAAACAUUUACUGUGUGUCUGACUUUUGUUUUUUAAAUCUAUACUCUUAUUUAUUUGUAAUAUGAUAUAAUAAUAUUUUGAGGCAUUGUGUUGACUUAAAUGUACUUAUCUGGUUUAGUUUUUAACAUUUAAGCCAAAUAUUAGGACACAGACCUUUCUCUUUUCUCUGAUUUAACACAUUGGGGUGUUUGCGGGAAGAUCUGUUGGGAUUGUAACAGCAGCUUUACUUCCAUUUCUGGCUGCAGUUAAAAUA